This is a messenger RNA of Coregonus sp. 'balchen', 16284 nucleotides long. NCBI's taxonomy places the organism in Eukaryota, Metazoa, Chordata, Actinopteri, Salmoniformes, Salmonidae. The record is from the annotation of a GenBank genome assembly.
UUGGGUGACCAGUUCUACAAGGAUGCCAUUGAGCAGUGCCGCAGCUACAAUGCCCGCCUGUGUGCUGAGCGCAGCGUGCGCCUGCCCUUCCUGGACUCCCAGACCGGCGUGGCACAGAACAACUGCUACAUCUGGAUGGAGCGCCACCACCGCAGCCCUGGUGGGUAGAGAAGCACUACUCUGUCUGUUGGGGGAUAUGAUGGCUGGCUCUGUGGUUUACUAAAGGGCAAUUCCACGCCAACAGUGAUGCUGAGACUCCGAUUUUUCACUUUGAAAUGUAUGUCAAAUAAAAACAAUGAUUGCGGUUUGUGCUGUCAUUCUGUUAUUGAAGUAAAUGUGCUUUUGUUAAAUGUUCAGUUGAAAUUGUUUAAAGUACCGUAAUUUUUGGACUAUAAGCCGCGCCUUUUUCCCAUUUUUCGACCCUGCGGCUUAUAUAACGGUGCGGCUAAUCUAUGGAUUUUUACAGCUAACGGCCACUAGAAGACCUCCUAGGUAUUAAACAUUAAAACACCUGCGGCUUAUAGUCCAGUGCGGCUUAUAUAUGUACACAUCAUUCAAUUUAGCUGCUGCGGCUUAUACUCCGGUGCGCCUUAUAGUGCGGAAAAUACGGUAGUCCUUGUGCAUACUACAGUUGUGUGGUUUGUUUAACUUUGCAAUCAUUGGUUUUUGUUUGACAUACAUUUUUUAAAGUAAAAAAUCUGAGUCUCAGCAUCAUUAUGUUAGCGUGGAAUUGCCUUAAAACUAUCAUUCAGUUGUUGAGGUUUAGUGGAUAAUGUCAUCUGUCUAAAUAUGUCCCUCUGGCCACUACAGCUACAAACAUGUCUAUAUAAUGAUAUCCAAUAGUGUUCAUGUUACCUCAAGGGAGAACCCUUCAAAUACAGUGCAUUUGGAAAGUAAUCAGACCCCUUUACUUUUCCACAUUGUGUUACGUUACAGCCUUAUUCUGAAAUGGAUUAAAUUACUUUUUCCUUCAUCAAUCUACACACAAUAACCCAUACUGACAAAGCAAAAACAGGUUUUUAGAAAUCUUUGCUAAUUUUAUAAAAAAUUAAAAACCGACAUGACAUUUACAUAAGUAUUCAGACCCUUUACUCAGUUGAAGCACCUUUGGCAGCGAUUACAGCCUUGAGUCUUCUUGGGUAUGGCGCUACAAGCUUGGCACACUUGUAUUUGGGGAGUUUCUCCCAUUCUUCUCUGCAGAUCCUCUCAAGCUCUGUCAGGUUUGAUGGGGAGCGUCGCUGCACAGCUAUUUUCAGGUCUCUCCAGAGAUGUUAGAUCGGGUUCAAGUCCGGGCUCUGGCUGGGCCAAUCAAGGACAUUCAGAGACUAGUCCCGAAGCCACUCCUGUGUUGUCUUGGCUGUGAGCUUAGGGUCGUUGUCCUGUUAGAAGGUGAACCUUCGCCCCAGUCUGAUGUCCUGAGCACUCUGGAGCAGGUUUUCAUCAAGGAUCUCUCUGUACUUUGCUCCGUUCAUCUUUCCCUCGAUCCUGACUAGUCUCCCAGUCCCUGCCGCUGAAAAACAUCCCCACAGCAUGAUGCUGCCACCACCAUGCUUCACCGUAGGGAUGGUGCCAGGUGUCCUCCAGACGUGACGCUUGGCAUUCAGGCCAAAGAGUUCAAUCUUGGUUUCAUCAGACCAAAGAAUCUUGUUUCUCAAUGUCCGAGAGUCCUUUAGAUGCCUUUUGGCAAACUCCAAGCGGGCUGCCAUGUGCCUUUUACUGAGGAGUGGCUUCUGUCUGGCCACUCUACCAUAAAGGCCUGAUUGGUGGUGCUGCAGAGAUGGUUGUCCUUCUGGAAGGUUCUCCCAUCUCCACAGAGGAAGUCUGGAGCUCUGUCAGAGUGACCAUCGGGUUCUUGGUCACCUCUCUAACCAAGGCCCUUCUCCCCCGAUUGCUCAGUUUGGCUGUGCGGCAUGCUCUAGGAAGAGUCUUGGUUGUUCCAAAUUUCUUCCAUUUAAGAAUGAUGGAGGCCACUGUGUUCUUGGGGACCUUCAAUGCUGCAGAAAUGUCCCCAGAUCUGUGCCUCGACACAAUCCUGUCUCGGAGCUCUACGGGCAAUUCCUUCGACCUCAUGGCUUGGUUCUUGCUCUGACAUGCACUGUCAACUGUGGGACCUUAUAUAGACCGGUGUGUGCCUUUCCAAAUCAUGCCCAAUCAAUUGAAUUUACCACAGGUGGACUCCAAUCAAGUUAUAGAAACAUCUCAAGGAUGAUCAAUGGAAACAGGAUGCACCAGAGCUCAAUUUCGUGUCUCAUAGCAAAGGGUCUGAAUACUUAUGUAAAUAAGGUAUUUCUGUUUAUUUUAUUUUAUAAAUUUGCAAAGAUUUCUAAAAACCUGUUUUCACUUAUGUUAUUAUGAGGUAUUGUGUGUAGAUUGUUGUGGAAAUGUUCUUUAAUCAAUUUUAGAAUAAGGCUGUAACGUAACCAAAUGUGUUAAAAGGGAAGGCAUCUGAAUAUUUUCCCAAUGCACUGUAUACAAUUGUGUAAGGAUAUUUAGGGUCAGUAAGCAACACAUUAUGUAUGAGGGUGGGGGGCAGUGAGAUGUGAGGGGUGUAUUCUUUAGUCCCUGUUCCUGUCUCUGUGUGUCUGUCUAUAGCGCUUUUAGAUUGUAAUGAAAAGCGUAAUACAAGUUUAAUGUAUUAUUAUUAUUAUUAUUAUUAUUAUUAUAAUAGGGGUGGCUGCAGGUCAGAUGUACACAUACCCCGCCCGCUGCUGGAGGAAGAAGAGACGGCUACACACUUCCAUGGACCCUCGGCUGCGCCUCUGUGGCCUACAGCUAGGUAAUAGAUAUACCAGUGUACAUCUGACCUGCAGAUGUACACCUCCCCCCCUCCACUCCAGUGUCUCUGCUACGUCUCAUCACCCACUCUUUUGUCUUAUUACUUACGAUCUGGGAUCAUCUAACUGAAAGCACAUUAUUCCAUUUCAGUGUGGAAAGCAAACAGCCUGCUAGUCACUUUUUAUAAAAUGUAAUGUCCUCCUCUCAGUAAUCCAGUAAACUUGUUUUGUGACAACUAGAAUAUGUAACAAAAGGAGUGGGACAGGAAUCACAACACAGGGCAUUUCAUAAAUGUUAUGAAAUGUCGCUGCUCCUCAGAUAAGUUCCUGACCAUUUACUCGCUCACUCUAUCUAUCACCCACUUCCAUUUAUUUUUAGCCGUUCACUCCUUCACUCCCACUCCCACACAUUAACGCGGCUGUCACACCAAAUUGGUUUGGAGCGGUUUUUACGAACUCUGGUGUGUUUUACCCCUUAGUUCGGUUCGUUUGGACUGGUGUGAACACUAUACGCACUCGGGAGCGCACCAAACAACGCACCGUGGUUCUCUCAAAAAGGGUGGUCUCGGUCCGAUUCCAUUCGUACCAUGGUGCGGUUCGCUGCAGGUGAGAACGCAGUCCGAACCAAACACAGGAAAAGAACCAGAGGUGCACAGUAUUAUUGGUGGUUUGACUGCGAGUGUUUUGAUGAAAUGCACACAGUAGCCUCCCAAAACUGAUAUCUCUGAAACAUUUGAGCGCAUCCGAUGCAGAUUAGAGGAGACGAGGCUAUACCGGGGAUAUACACAUACAUGACCAAAAGUAUAUGGACACCUGCUUGUCGAACAUCUCAUUCCAAUAAGAUGGGCAUUAAUAUGGAGUUGGUCCCCCCUUUGCUGCAAUAACAGCCUCCACUCUUCUGGAAAGGCUUUCCACUAGAUGUUGGAACAUUGCUGCGGGCACCUGCUUCCAUUCAGCCACGAGCAUUAGUGCGGUCGGGCACUGAUGUUGGGCGAUUAGGCCUGGCUCGCAGUCUGCGUUCCAAUUCAUCCCAAAGGUGUUCGAUUGGGUUGAGGCCAGGGCUUUGUGCAGGCCAGUCAAGUUCUUCCCCUCCAAUCUCGACAAACCAUGUCUGUAUGGCCCCGUGUAGCUCAGUUGGUAGAGCAUGGUGUUUGCAACGCCAGGGUUGUGGGUUCGAAUUCCCACGGGGGGCCAGUAUGAAAAUGUAUGCACUCACUAAACUGUAAGUCGCUCUGGAUAAGAGCAUCUGCUAAAUGUAAAACAAUUUAAAAUAAUAAUACAAAAAAAAAAGAGAAAAAAAAAGGAAAUAAAUAAAUAAAAUGUAUGGACCUCGCUUUGUGCACCGGGGCAUUGUCAUGCUGAAACAGGAAAUGGCCUUCCCAAACUGUUGCCACAAAGUUGUGGACUCCCGAGUGGCGCAGUGGUCUAAGGCACUGCAUCGCAGUGCUAGCUGUGCCACUAGAGAUCCUGGUUCGAAUCCAGGCACUGUCGUAGCCGGCCGCGACCGGGAGACCCAUGGGGCGGCGCACAAUUGGCCCAGCGUCGUCCAGGGUAGGGGAGGGAAUGGCCGGCAGGGAUGUAGCUCAGUAGAGCAUGGUGUUUGCAACGCCAGGGUUGUGGGUUCGAUUCCCACGGGGGGCCAGUAUGAAAAACAUAAAAAAAAUUAUGUAUGCACUAACUGUAAGUCGCUCUGGAUAAGAGCGUCUGCUAAAUGACUAAAAUGUAAAUGUAAUGUAAGCACAGAAUCGUCUAGAAUGUCAUUGUAUGCUGUAGUGUUAAGAUUUCCUUUCACUGGAACUAAGGGGCCUUGGUCCGAACUAUGAAAAACAGCCCCAGACCAUUAUUCCUCCUCCACCAAACAUUACAGUUGGCACUAUGCAUUGGGGCAGGUAGCGUUCUCCGGGCAUCCACCAAACCCAGAUUUGUCCGUCGGACUGCCAGAUGGUGAAGCGUGAUUCAUCACUCCAGUUUCCACUGCUUCAGAGUCCAAUGCCGGCGAGCUUUACACCACUCCAGCAUUGCGCAUGGUGAUGUAAGGCUUGUGUGCGGCUGCUCAGCCAUGGAAACCCAUUUUGUGAAGCUCCUGACGAACAGUUAUUGUGCUGAUGUUGCUUCCAGAAGCAGUUUGGAACUCGGUAGUGAGUGUUACGACCGAGGACAGACGAUUUUUACGCGCUUCAGCACUCGGCGGUCCCGUUCUUUGAGCUUGUGUGGCCUACCACUUCGUGGCUGAGCAGUCGUUGCUCCUAGAUGUGUUCCACUUCACAAUAACAGCACUUACAGUUGACUGGGGCAGCUCUAGCAGGGCAGAAAUUUGACGAACUGACUUGUUGGAAAGGUGGCAUCCUAUGAUGGUGCCACAUUGAAAGUCACUGAGCUCUUCAAUAAGGCCAUUCUACUGCCAAUGUUUGUCUAUGGAGAUUGCAUGGCUGUGUGCUCGAUUUUAUACACCUGUCAGCAACAGGUGUGGCUGAAAUAGCCGAAUCCACUAAUUUGAAGGGUUGUCCACAUACUUUUGUGUGUAUAUAUAGUGUAGACUACUGAAUAGCCUAUUCACGCUGUAGUUAGAGCGGAUAUUGCGCUGUUUUCUCCCGCAUGUUUAUGGAAGACCAAAGCGAAAGUAAUAUGACGUUUGAGACACACAAGUUAUGCUUCUUGAUAAUCAUAGAUGGAUUUUUUUUUUAAUGACUUGCAUGAACACGUGUUUUUGUUUAGGCAUUUUAGUUUGUUUGACCAAAUGAGAGAAGUACAAUGUAACAAUUAACAAAUGAUUGAACACUGAUUCAUACUAUAGCUCAGAACUGUGUGAAAACGCUGUUAGUCACUCUAGCCCACACUUUCUCACACGAGAGAGAGAGAGAGAGAGAGAGAGAGAGAGAGAGAGAGAGAGAGAGAUUCACUAAGCUCUGCCUGUCACUAACAGUAACACUGCAACAGACCAGUGUAUGUGAUCUGUGUCCAGUAGAGGAGCACUAGCUGCCUUUGCCUAGUGUCUCCAGACUCUCAAACUGAGAGAGGGCCUUCUCCUGUAGCUGGGCAGAGGUAGUUAACGCUGCAGCAAUCCGGAGUAAGUUGCUGGCUGUCUGACUGGCGGUGGUCGAGGGAGACUCGGGCUGCAUGCAGAAUCAGCUCCCUGCUACAGGCUGCCUGCUCUAUUUUUAGCCUGCAGCUCCAAGGGGGGAAAGGCUGUCUAGUCGUGGAGAGUUGAAAGUCAACGUGUGCAGACACAUUGGUGAGGGGCUUCGGUGUGGAAGAGCCCUCAGAGUAGCUAGCAUAUGGUAGUUCGCUAGUCAUAGAAUAACCACUGGGCUUUAUUUUUUAAAACAUUGAACAAUAUGUUGAUAACUGGUAGAACAAAUAAAAGAACAUUUAAAAAUUUUUUUUAUGACUUUUAUUAUUUCAAUCCAAGUCAUCUCAUCUCUACAGAGCUGCUGUCUGACAAAAUCACUAUUUUAGUAGUUCUUCAAAGUAAACAAGGCAUACUUUUAUGACUGCUGAACUAUCAAUCACUUAGAUCAUGUUUUUUCAGGUAGAGAUGCCUCGCGAAGCAACAGCUCACCAUCGUGCAUUCUUCUCUCUUCAGUAGCAGAAAGAAACUGACCGGACAAGUAGAUGUGCAAUAGAUUAUGGUCAUUGUAGCUAAUUACCAAGUUUUAUGCGCUAAACUAUGUCGAAUAUUGGCCUGUUAGAAACUACAACUCCCUACAAUAUCGCACAGUUCAGGCUCGAUCUGAUUUUAUCUCUAUAGGAACUGUGCCAUGUGUGGAUUGAGCUCACAGAAAGAAAAAAAAAAUGAAAUGGAAUUCAAAUUAUUGAACCAAUAUCCGUCAAUUAGUUAGAAAAUAUCUGAAAUUUAGAUUAAUCUCUCAGCACUACUUAAAGCAAACAAAAUAAUUUUACAAUGACAUCUAAACUGUUUUAAAUGUAAUUUGAUACAUGUCAGGGUUAAUUUGCUCAUCUAUGGCCAUAAUAUUGGGUCAAAUGACAUUCCAUAGACAUAUUAUUCAUUACAGCUAAAUAUUGUAAUUUAUUAAAUGAUUUAGUUCCAAACCUACAUAAACACUUUGAAUCGAAUUUCUGAAGCUUCUAUAUUGCCAUAGUCUACGCACCAUAGAAAGACAAUGGAUUUUAUACAGCAUACUAUGAUUCCCAUAGUGCAUUUCACUUCCCAGGGUGCAAUUAUCUGCCCAGGGCUGCUGGCUGGCUACUGCUAGCAAGCCCAGACAUACGCGAAGUAGUCUAAAAUAUAUUGCUGUCAAGUGCAUUUCACAUUACUUUUGGGUUGUAAUCAUAUUAUAAUGCUCAGAUGAAUGUCAUGCUGAAUAGAUGUUCAUGCCAUUGUCACUCAAAUAAUUCAAAUGUAGUUGCUCGUAGAAUAACGACAACGUUACAAUGCAAAUGUCAUGGUUAAAAUAGUUUUUAUGUCGUUUUGGAACUAAACCUCCCUUGUACUGCACUGCUUUGUAACUCCUUUUGCUCAAAGAUAUUAAUAACUAACCCAAGAUAGUUAAUCUGUAUCGUUUACAGUGGGAGCAAAUGAAGCAUAGUGGGCAGAACAAGCAAGGAGGUAGGCAAAGCCAAGCACGAGCUAGUGAGAUCCUAUUGGCGCGUUGUAGAAUGUAUUUGCGUAUUUCUGUUAGGAAACGGCUCCUCUGUGAAGUGCACUUGUGGACAAACUCAAUUCAACCUUGCACUCCUAAACAACACAAUUUUUUACAACUCUGGCAAAGCGUCAAGUCUCUAAAAUGUAGUGCACGGUGUUCGUAACAGAUUCUAGUUUUGAGAACAGAAACAUUUAUUAAGAUCAGAUGUUUCAUCAAUGAGAAAAUGUGUGGAAUGUCGGACCAGUUUAACCUAGUUCCAUCCUCUCCCACUACACCCGCGACUGGACUUCCUCUCACUACCAUAUUUGGUGGUGAGAAACCGUUCUAAACGAAUGCUUCAGCUUUAUAUCCCUUGUGACGUGUCUGGGUUACCCCUUCUGUCUGUGUUUUGCUUAGUUGUUUUGGCGGGAUGGUCCUCAUCUGCUCUGUAAUCAAAGUAUUCCCAUAGUUCACUUCUGCAGACAGUUUUGUCAACAAGCUGUGGGCAUGGAGGUAUGAUGUUUUCAUUAGAAGAAGCCAUGCUGUCUCUCUCCUCUCGCUUGCUUCUCAAAGUGGCUCACGCUCUGUCGAUUGCAUGCGCAAGCGCAAGUAUCCUGGCUAGCUAGUGCCCCCUUGAGAAGAUUCAGACAAAUUACUAGACACUCGAUCCUCUUAAUCCGUAUAUGACGUGAGACACAUUUGACAGAAGUAACAAAAAAGUUUUAAAAAAAUUAUAGUACCAAACCGUUUUUCAUGUUCUAGUGCCAAAGUAUUACCAAAGUUUCGGUGUACCGUGCAACACUAUCUCCACCUCUUACUACUCAGAUCCUCACCUCUUAUCAACUGCUGCAUGUUAGCAUUCAGCUCAGGGAGCGAGACUGCUAGGUGAUUUUACUUGGGGAGAUGAGGGUCUGUGAAGGUAUGAUAUAAAGCUUGAGUCACGGCCGGUUGUGAUACAGCCUGGAAUCGAACCAGGGGGUCUGUAGUGAUGCCUCAAGCACUGAGAUGCAGUGCCUUAGACCGCUGCGCCACUCGGGAGCCCAAUGAAGGGAUUUGGCAUGUAUAGUGAUGCUUUGUAAAAGCAAGCCAUUCGUAUCUUCCUGGGAAAGACUGCCUGUCAGUGUCUUUAGAGUUACUGGUAUACAUAUCAACUUUGAAUGAUGUGACAGGCGGCUCCCGGGUUUGUUUUAUGGUUUGUUUGAUUUAUUUGUGUGUGUUUGUUCCUCUGUAUCCAGAUGGAGGACUCACAGGCAAGGAUACGCUUCCCACACAGGGCACCACGCUGGAGGCUCUUCUCAGAGGGGAGGGCCUAGACCAGAGGAACAACUCUAAGGAUGAGGAGAGUCUCCUAGAAAUCCAGGUGGAUCCUAAUUAAGUUUUAUCCCAAUGGCUUAAAGGGAGAGGGAGUACUCUGAUCUAGGAUCAGCUUACCUGACCUCUGCCAUGACUAUAACCAGUCUGAGCCUAAUAACAUAACUGCCUGGAACAGUAUAUAAGGGCACACUGUUAUAAUGCACUUUAAAUAUGCAAAUAGCUAGUGUCAGAGGUUUAUGGCCUUAUCAGAGUUUAUUACAACCAUCUUUUCUGAACAUGUUUUAUUACCUAAUUUUGUAGUUCCUCAGACUGAGAGUCAGGCAGUGUCUUUGACCUCCAGACGAGAUUGAUCUCUCUAUUCACUUUUCUCCCACCACAGAGGGUGUUGGAGGCUGACGCAGCUGAAGGUGCAUACCAUGACGAUGAGGACUAUGAAGUGGACACGCCCAAAAAAAGACACAGAGGAAAAGGCAGAGUAAGUGAUCCACAGAGACAUACUGUUCUGUAGUAAACUGCUGCUAAUGCAUAUGACUGCCCUAGUUCAUAACUCAUUCAUGGAUUCAGUCCACUGGUACUAUCAAAGAUGGUUUAGUAUGAAGAUAUGUAGAAUCUGCUUUUCCAUUAGAAAUCCCAUUGGCUAGAAACACAUAAUCUAAUGGUGGUUUUGCGCCAAACUGCGCAUGUGCAUGCCAUCAAAUCAAAGGCACUCUUUCGAUAUAAAGUUUUGACGAAAAUGAAAACGUGUCAGUUUGUCACUUUCACGAGGUUGGAGUAAUAACAUGUUCAGCUACUUAAGACAUUGGCUUGAAUCUAGGUUGUGAAUUUUAGAAAUAGAGAAAAAUGUUAACUAAGGAUACAUUUUCACUCAUUGUCUCCUCAAACCCCGGUCUGGUCUGCCAAGUCUGCUUCGCAAGCGUUCUUGGAAGUCUCGUGAUGUUGGGUCUCUGGGUUUAGAAAUUCUGUGGUACUAUAUUUGCAUCAUUACCUGUGCUGCGAGCACUUCCUGUUGUCUGAAUACCACUCAGUGCUAGAGACUGAUCUGAAAAAAUUAAUUAUAAUAUGUAUUCAUAUUGGUACUGUAGUUUAAGUGCUCUUAUAUUUUAAUACUGACAGAAUUAUAUUAUACACUGAGUAUACCAAACAUUAGGAACACCUUCCUAAUAUUGAGUUGCACCCCCCCUCCUCUUUUGCCCACAGAAUAGUCUCAAUUUGUUGGGGCAUGGACUACAAGGUGUUGAACGUUUUCCACAGGGAUGCUGCCCCAUGUGGACUCCAGUGCUUCUCACAGUUGUGUCAAGUUGGCUGGAUGUCCUUUGGGUGGUGGACCGUUCUUGAUACACACAGGAAACUGUUGAGCGUGAAAAACCCAGCAGCGUUGCAGUUCUUGACACAUACCAGUGCGCCUGGCACCUGCUACCAUACCCCAUUCAUAGGCACUUAAAUAUUUUGUCUUGCCCAUUCACCCUCUGAAUGGCACACAUACACAAUCCAUGUCUCAACUGUCUCAAGGCUUAAAUCCUUCUUUAACCUGUCUCCUCCCCUUCAUCUACACUGAUUGAAGUGGAUUUAACAAGGGAAUCAAUAAGGGAUCAUAGCUUUCACCUGGAUUCACCUGGUCAGUCUGUCAUGGAAAGAGAAGGUGUUUGCUACUUUGGUUAUUGAUGCACUCUAUUUAGUGUGCUUUAUUUGCCUUUCCAAGGUGGUCUUUUAUCAGUUGGACAUUUUAGUUUAGUAUGAUAUGGGCUUGUACUGUAGGUUUCUGUUUAAUUUGCAUGACACUUUGUUGUCAUAUACUUCUACUUUCAACUUCCAAUGGGUCACUGAAUAACUGGAGCCUCUGUAGGACUAGAGCUGUGGUGUCAUUGGUCACCAUGGUGAUGGUGGUUUUGUCCCAACAGGGUCGGGGUUCAGGCCGCAGGAGGACAGAGAUGGAUGACCAGGACAAGCCAUACAGCUGUAACAGUAAGUAGAAAAGUCAAGAAAUAAUCAACCUUCCUCACAUAUCGGAUCAAUUAUUAUAUCAUCCAGUUAUGAGACAUUUGAUCUUCACUUCAAGGGGUUGGUUUUGUUAAGGACAUUCUCCUGAAGAGAGAUUAUGUACAACCAUGCCUCAAUAAGCUAGUUAUUCAAAAGUUAUAUUGAUUUCUCAGGUCUGUUCUGGAAGUCUUUCUACAAAGGGAUUAGGUGCUCUCAAAUGAAAUCCCAAGUUCAAUAACAUUGGGAAAUGGCAGCACUCCAAAAUGUAAAAAAAAAAGAAGAAAAAAAGAGAUCACCUCAUUUUACCUUUUUAUUUUCGGCUGUGCAGGCUAACGCUUUUCGGCAGUUAUGCCUUCAUCAGAGCACCAAGAGAUGUGCCAAACCAUAGUUUUUUUAUGCAAGUGCCUAGGUGAUAAUUACAGUUGGCCACACCUGUGUGAGGGUGGUGCAUAGUAGUAUUCAAAACAUUAGUCAACAAACACAGGGACGCUGGCUCAUGUUGACUCCAAUGCUUCCCAGAGUUGUCAAGUUGGCUGGAUGUCCUUUGGGUGGUGGACCAUUCUUGAUACACACAGGAAACUGUUGAGCGUGAAAAACCCAGCAGCGUUGCAGUUCUUGACACAAACCGGUGCGCCUGGCACCUACUACCAUACCCCGUUCAAAGGCACUUAAAUAUUUUUGUCUUAAGGGCCUCCCGAGUGGCGCAGCAGUCUAAGGCACUGCAUCGCAGUGCUAGAGGCGUCAUUACAGAUCCGGGUUCGAUCCCGGGCUGUGUCGCAGCUGGCCGUGACCGGGAGACCCAUGAGGCGGCGCACAAUUGGCCCAGCGUCGUCCGGGUUAGGGGAGGCUUUGGCCGGCUGGGAUGUCCUUAUCCCAUCGCGCACUAGCGACUCCUUGUGGCGGCCAGGUGCAUGCACGCUAACUUCGGUCACCAGAUGUACAGUGUUUCCUCCGACACGUUGGUGCGGCUGGCUUCCGGGUUAAGCGGGCAGUGUGUCAAGAAGCAGUGCGGCUUGGCAGGGCUCUCGACCUUCGCCUCUCCCGUGUCCGUACGGGAGUUGCAGCGAUGGGACAAGACUCUAACUACCAAUUGGAUAUCAUGACAAGGGGUAAAAAAAUAUAUAAUAAUACAAAAAAAAAAGUGUCUUGCCCAUUCACCCUCUGAAUGGCACACAUACACAAUCCAUGUCUCAGUUGUCUCAAAGCUUAAAAAUCCUUCUUUAACCCGUCUCCUACCCUUCAUCUACACUGAUUGAAGUGGAUUUAACAGGUGACAUCAAUAAGGGAUCAUAGCUUUCACCUGGAUUAAUCUGGUCAGUCUGUCAUGGAAAGAGCAGGUGUCCUUAAUGUUUUGUACACUCAGUGUAUAUACAUAAAUACAUAUACACAGAUCAGUAGAAUAAACUCGACAAAUAGCAUUUGGGGAUUAGGUGCUGUGGUUCCCCGUGGACGGCAUGUCAACAAGCUAGACCACAGGCGUUAACUCAAACUAAAUAAAACCCUAACAUAUCAACAUGAUAUAGAUAAUAGUCAUUCAAAUCCCCCUUGGAGAACAUUUAUCAGAGGCAUGUGUUUCCUCAUGAAUGAGAAGCACAGAGAAGAGACAAGUGUUGUCACUGUACCGUCUCAAGUAGUCUAGUAGGCAUACCAUUUGCAUGUGGAAAACCUAGGCAGGGGUAUUGGAUGUUCUUUUGUUGUGGUGACUCUUUCUGAGUGACACAUAUUCAUACCAAUUUCUUUCCUUUCUUUUUUUGUUUUGCUUUGUGUUUUCUCUGUUUCAGACAGAUGCAAACAAAAGCAUAAGUCAAAAACUGCAGCCUGCGGUAUCUGGACUUGUUGCCUUUUUUACUGGUAUUGUGUACUGUACAUCUGUUCUCUAAACAAUGAGUCCAUCUUGUGUGACUCUUACAUUUCUCCCUCACUGUCCCUAUGUUCCCACAUCAGGGUUAUGCUUUCUCCUGAUAGUGUUCCAUAUUACUGAGUAGUGAGCCAUUUCCCUGUAUUUUCAUUCCUUUCUCCAACAGAUAAGCUAAGCUCCACCAUUUUGAUCCUAUCAGUCUAUUUACAGAAUUCAACUUGGUUAAUUUCUCAAGGCGUGUUUUGUUAGUCUACAGAUAUGACCUUAUUUGGCAACCUUAUUGGGCACACUUGAAGAUGCAAUAAAGCCAUGUUGCAACAAUAAUGACAUGAAGGCUUAAAGGUUGAAAACUACCUGACACUGUGUCGGUGGGUAUUUGACCUAAUGUUGAAAUGGAUCGGAAUGUUUUCAGGGCAGUGACGAAACCAUUGUGAUGUAAGGGUCUUUUUGAAUUUUCACAAUCCCCAAUGUGUCUAGCUCUGAAGAAAGGUGACACAUAAAUGCAAUUUGUCUCAGACACAUUCUAAGAAGGGAAGAAGUGAAUGUUUUGUCUCUGUUUUGUGCUCUCAGUCUGUGGGAAGCGCUACAGGAACCGUACAGGGCUGAGUUACCACUACACCCAUUCCCACCUGGCAGAAGAGAGGGGGUCCGAGUCCUCCCGAUUACCCUCCACACAACGCUCCAACAGACACAAACGUAAGACACUCAAAACCAUAUUCAAGGCCUCUAAAAUGUAUCUCUUCUGGUGUCACCAUCAGCAACAGGAUACAGGAAUGUACAAAGAGUAAUGUGGGUGUGUUUUUAAACGUCAUUUCUAUUCCUAGUAUGUGAUUUGCAUAUUUGUUCGAGCUUUGUUGCAGUCAAUUAGCUAAAGUAGGGAUAGCCAUACCUCUGCAGGUGUAACACUGCACCAGGUUUAGGAAUCCUGAGCUUACGGUUUCACCUGCACCUCAUGGCUGACCACCUCCACUGGGCUCUCAACAUGUGAUUUCUGUCUUCAGUGCAAGUUCACUAGCUCCUUUUUAACUAACGAUGCACAUUAAUCAUUGUAAGGUCAGCCCUGUCUAAUGAGGUCUUUUGAAAACAUUAUUUUUUCAUAAAUUAUUAAAAUGUCUGAAUGCUUGGUUCAGGGCUCAGUAUUUGAUCCAGCCUUCUUCUGUUCAUCUUCUGCAGGUCAGAAGGGCCCAGGUGGGACUGCCAGUACCAAUAACUACUGUAACUUGUGCCAGUGCACCCCAGGCUCCAACAGGGGUAAAUCUGGGGAGAGGGUACCCUGCUCAGUCUGCCGGCGCUCCAGUGAGUACACUGCUCUGCUACACAGCAUCCAAACCAUGAUUAUUACUAAGCUGUACUGAUUUCUGUACUGUAGCUGAAAUGCCAUCCUCAUCCUGUCAUCUUGUUGCCAGCUGGCCGCCCAGAAGAGAAGGAGGACAGCAGGCCGUUUGCCGGGGCAGAGGAAAUGUUUGGCACCACCUCAGAGAGCGACACGUCCACAUUUCAUGGCUUUGAGGACGAUGAGCUUGAAGAGCCCUCGUCAAACGGCAAGGGGACGUUCAACCGAUACAGAUAGAGAAGAACUUACUAGGUUUAAAUACUAUUUUUAAUAUGGAUAACCUCUAGCAAAAGUCUGCUGCUUCUUUUUAAAUGUUUUUUGUUGUUGUGGAAAGCACAAGUGAUUAUUUCAGGAGAGAAAUACAAGAAGUGUUAUUUUAUUAUCUACUGAACCUUGUUUAAUAAUUUAUGAACAUGUUUUUUAUAUUAACUUUGAAAGCAACUGACAGCGUUUCUUGACAAGUGACUUGCUCUCCAUGUGAAACGGAAGGAAGAAUCAUUUCUUGGAUUUUUUCCCCCCGGAACAGAAUAGGCAAUUAUGUUAUGAACAAACACUGGAAUGUGGAUAUAAUUGUAUUGCUCUUUUUGGGAUGAUUUGCCAGAGAAAAUGAAAUUCAAUAAUUUAUCUGAAAUUAAACAACUUAAAUGAUAAACUUGAGUUUGGAUGAGGAAUGAAUGUCAACACCAACCCAUCCCUCGGCUUGUUGAUGUCACUGGAAUCACCAGGCAGUUUGGAAAGAGGAGCUUUUAGAUGACACCUCCACUGCUUCAUUCUCUGGAUUAUAAUAAUGUAAAAAUGAAGGAGGGAAGUGAAGGAUUGACGUGUGUGGAUGAAGCGGAGGGCUGGGAAGACAUAUCAGAAGCAGGGCAUGGCUAGCUGAAAGGUAAGCACCUAGGUCCUAUUCACACAUUAUAGAUAGUAGUACAGCGCUUUCUCAUUGAAAUACAAGGUGUAUCCUUAUUCCAUCAGAUCAUGCUAGAGGGCUUUGCACUUUGAAGAACAUUGAAUGUAAAACUGCUCAUGUUAAUCUCGAUCACCAUCAACAAAGAAAGAUCAAAACGACUGCUGCUGGUUUUAUGCCAGCUAUCUUGGAGAGGGGUGAGUCUGACCCAUUUCUCUCUGUUGUAGGAGUACCAUGGCAUGAGGAUCCAGAGGGCUGUGCAGCAAGUGAGGGGUGAGGUUCAGGACCCUCAACACUGGGCCUCAACACACCCCUCUACUGGACCUGAAGAACCUAUCAGGCUGACAGUCAGACACCAAACAGCCAUCCAACAGCUAUCCAGCCAGCCUGCCAGCAACCACAUAACCCCAUACUCCCCGACUCAGACCUUUUCUCUAUUUGAAGUAAUUUCCCCCUGAGAAUAUGUAUUGCUUAUACCAGAUGGAACGUAUAAAAUGAGUGGCUCCACAUACAGUGAGUCUCUCCUGUGCUGCAAUGCACUGUGCUGUACGGUACCUAUCCUGUAUAAGGAUAGGUCAGGGCUGUGGGUUCUGUGCCCACCGGGUGUGUUUGGACCCUGUGUCCCUCGCCCUGUGUGUUACUUCUCUAUGGCUGUGUCCACCAUGCCCAUGGGAUCCAAUGUGACACUGAGACGUCAUCACUGUGCCAGCCUGCGACCCAGGUGGGAAACCAGCUCUGACGGCCAUGAUGACCCAGUGACCUGACUGAACCACUCUGACCUCUAACUUCUGACCCCUGCCAUAGCGACAGUGCUGAACUCCCUCCGUCACUAAUACAACAAAACCUCUGGACUACUUAGACAUGCUGUUUUCUUCUCUUGCUCUCUUUAAUGUUUCUUGAACGGGUCAAACAAAAGUAGUUUGCUCUAAUCCCUUCCAUCUUCAAGGAAUUGUGCUAUAUUCCUUUGUUUUGAACAAAAUAUUGACAGAUUGGUUUCAUAGUGUAAUUUAAGUGUAUCUGCUGAUUAUUCUGAUGUCUUCUGUUUGUUCCGGCUUUGUUGAUACCUGUCUUUCUACAAUACCUACUAUUAUUACUACUACUACUAUUACUACUACAGUACUACUACUCAGGCGUAUGAUUUGUACUGCUGUUGAUUGUUCUAGUCUCUGCAUAAUGAUGCAGUCAGUAUCAAGCCACUCUCCCCUGCCUGCCUCGUGAUGAAUUCUAUUGGUCAAAAGGAUAGAAAUACCUGAUGAGGGUGUUGACAAGGAAUCAGAAAGGGCAAUAGAAUAAAAUGGAUGCCCAUGGUUUAGUCAUCAGACUAACACAUGUCUAUUUAGCCCAGCUUUAACAAACCAUUGCAAUAACAAAACAUUCUGAACUGUGCCCAACCAAGUUCUUGGGCACAUUACUCCAUGUUCUCUCCUUCCUCUGACUCACUUGUCAAACACUUUUGUCCAGAAUCACUUUUAAGUAACUGCCAAAAUAAAGGAAACACGUGUAAAUGAGAGAUACAAGGUAUAUUGAAAGCAAGUGCUUUCUGA